CUUGUUUGUGUGUGAGCAACCGACGGGAGGUAAUGGGACUACUCCGCGGCUAACGAUAGCAAGGGAACACAAAUAGGGAUUUUAAUUCACUUUGGGGUCUCCGCUGGCACUCUGGGGGUCCACCAAACGCUGCAGGAGGACAUACUUUCGCAUAAACCCUCGGAUUUGCUGCCGUAUUCCCGUCGAGGCGAGCGGCGCGAACGAAAGAGUCCCGCUAAUCCCGAGAAGAGGGCGGAGCGGCCUGCUUUUGUAGCCGGCUCACGGUGCACCUCAGGCGGCCAAGCGCUGCCACCAGAGCCCGGUGCUUCCGCUGGCUUAUUUUUCUCCACACCAACAAAAGGCAUCAAAUCUCGCAACUCAUUUUUAUUUAACUAAGCAGAACCUCUCUCUAACAUACUCCUCUUCCCAUCGGCGUGCAAGCUGUCGCCGUUUUCCCCCCAAAAAGAGGAGCUUUUUCACGCCCGGGGCGGCCUGUUUUGUUUUCGAGCCGCCUUUGAAUCUCCGGCGAACAAUAACACACAACAACCCUCCUUUAACGAGCCUGCUCGGGGGGGUGGAGGGGGGGUUGCAACGGUGCUGGGAUCAUAAAUGCAUUAUUGUGUGACACCCGCUCCGGUAUGGACGUGAAACCCCGGGACGAGCAUGCAUGUGGGGUAUGGAUUUAUCACCGGGGGAACGACUGCAAACCGGAGCCCUUCACCACCGAAUCACCCCCCGUUUGAGGAUGUCGGGAGCCGCUGCUGCCGCCGCCGCCGCUGCUGCUGCUGAGAGAGACGACAGCCAGGAAGACGUAAAGAUGGAGAACGGGUCGUCUGGUUUUGACAUGAGGUCCUACCUUCAUUACCAGUCCACCAGCGGCAGCCUUGGGAACAUCUCCACCGCGUCCUCCACUUGCUCCAGCCCGCCCGGCACACCUGCCCCGUCAGGUAAAAGCAGGUCGCCGUCGCACGGUGGCAAAAUGUCCAGCGGGAAGUCAAAGAAACGCCUGGACAAGGACAGUGAAGAGUACAGGGUGAGGCGGGAGAGGAACAACCUCGCCGUGAGGAAGAGCAGGGAUAAAGCCAAAAUGCGCAACUUGGAGACUCAACAUAAAGUGCUGGAACUGGCUGCGGAGAACGAUCGUUUACAAAAGCGCGUAGAGCAGCUGUCCAGAGAGCUGGCCACCCUGCGCAACUUGCUCUCUGCCACCGGACAAUGUUAAAAUUUAUAGAUAGAAAACCUCCACCAGAGACUCCACACGGAUCUCUGGUUUUGUGUCUAAUCAUUGAUGGACUUUAGAGCCGGAGGUGAUCCACUGAGCUAAUGCUGAAAAACGGUACGCUUCACAAGUGAAGACAGUGACCACAGUUUACAAGGACACUUUGAAUGGGACUGAAGAAGUGGGUGCAUGGAUUGCGCAAUCAUUCACGAUUCUUCACAUGUCACUGUAGCUUUAUUCUCAGAUGUAAUUUUUUUGUGUGUGUAUGCAGUAUUUUCUGUGCAGGUUUUACAUACAUGAGAGUGAAUUUCUACAUUUUUUUGUGUGUAUCUGGAGCAAUGGUUGUCAAGGGAAGAGUUGUGCUGCAGUGAAAUGAUGCAACUCUUUGUAAUAGUAUUGGCAAUGAAUGAAAUAAGUCUAAUUAUUUAAUAUUGAAAGGGGAAAUGCAUUAAUUGUACUUGAUAUUUUAUUGAAUUAAACAGAUUUAUACUUUGUUUAAACAA
Morone saxatilis (striped sea-bass) is the source of this 1701-nucleotide messenger RNA. It is a transcript of the gene cebpb, whose product is annotated as CCAAT enhancer binding protein beta. Gene Ontology annotation, molecular function: RNA polymerase II cis-regulatory region sequence-specific DNA binding; DNA-binding transcription factor activity, RNA polymerase II-specific. Bases 647 to 1201 code for a protein of 184 amino acids. NCBI's taxonomy places the organism in Eukaryota, Metazoa, Chordata, Actinopteri, Moronidae. The record is from RefSeq and is a predicted model, not a curated record. Gene Ontology annotation, biological process: regulation of transcription by RNA polymerase II; DNA-templated transcription. The transcript has a single exon.